ACAGCAACCAGUCACAGUCAGUAAAACCCUAUUCUCCUUCAAUGGCGGGAAAGCGAAAAGCGGACGACGAAAACUCUUCCUCAGAAGAUACCUCUUCAUCGUCCUCCUCAGAAGAGGAAUCUUCAUCUCCAGAUGGAGAUGGAGAUGGAGAUGAAGAUUCCUCCUCGUCCGGCUCCGAAUCGUCGUCUUCAUCCGAAGAAGAAGAAGGAGAAGAGGUUCAAAAUAAUGGCAAUGAUUCGUCAAAAAAGCAGAAAGUUGUAAAAAUCUCCGAUGAAGAAGAAGAGGUUCAAAAUAACGACGACGAAUCAUCAAAAAAGGAGAAAUUAAGGGAACUUUUGGAACCCUUGUCCAAGGAUCAGAUUUUAGGGUUUUUAAAAGAAGAGGCCCUAAAGGACCCGUCUAUUCUCUCUCGGAUCGUCGAGAAAGCCGAGUCCGACCCCACCCACUGCAAAAUCUUCAUCCACGGCCUCGCCUGGGAUGCCACCGAGGACCAGCUCCUCCAAGUCUUCGAACCUUUCGGAGAAGUUGAGGAGCUCAAGCUAAUAACUGAUAAGGUUACGGGCCGGGCAAAGGGUUACGCUUUUCUCCUCUUCAAAACUCGGGCUGCCGCCAAAAGUGCGCUGAAUAAUCCUCAGAAGAAAAUUGGCAACCGGACUGUCAGUUGCCAGCUCGCGGUUCUCGGUCCUGCUGCCGGUUCUGCCCCGGCAGGACAGGCUGCCGAGGUUAGUAAGAGGAAGCUCUUUGUGGCUAACGUUGGCCCGAAUGUUAGUGUGGAGAGGCUUCGGGCUUUUUUUGGGAAGUUUGGGGAGAUUGAGGAUGGGCCGUUGGGGUUGGAUCCUUCUACGAACAAGCCAAGAGGGUAUGCGAUUUUCGUGUACAAGUCAGUUGAUGGGUUGAACAAAGCUUUGGAGCAGCCUGCUAAGUUGUUUGAGGGGUCGCAAUUGAAUUGCAAGAAGUUUGUUGAAGGUUUUAACAAUAAUAAUAAUAGUAAGAAUGGUGGUAGCAAGGGCAGUAAUCAACAGCAGAAUCAGGGUGGUGGUAAUCAUGGUUUAGGCAUAAAUCCAGGCUAUUUGGGUUCUGGUUUGAAUGCUGGAGGGAUGUUCAUGCAGCAGAAUCCUGGCAAUGGGUUGGUUGGGAAUCCAAUGCUCGCAGCUGCUUUGAAUCAACCAGGCUUGGCUGUUGCUGCCAUGGCUGGGAUAGGUGGGAAUUUUGGGUUGAAUAAUUUAAAUCCUGGUAUGAUAGGAAACUAUGGACCGCUAGCGGCUUUGCUAGGCCUAGGGGGUUUACAAGGUGCUGAAACGGGGCAGUCUUCUGUAGGAGCAAAUGCAGCUGGAGUAGCGGUAGGGACUGGAUCAGCUCAGCCUCAGUCUGAUAUUGGAUCAUCAAGGAUGACUUUACCUUCAUAGUUCGUACUUUAUUUAGAUGAUUGAGUUUUUCUUCUUUCAUGGAUGUCACAUUCUUUAAAUAGCAUUCACUGCUUUUUGUUCUUAACCUUCUCAGUUCGUAGGGAAGAAAUUUUAGUA
Coffea eugenioides is the source of this 1523-nucleotide messenger RNA. Its product is annotated as UBP1-associated protein 2A-like. The record is from RefSeq and is a predicted model, not a curated record. Bases 42 to 1406 code for a protein of 454 amino acids. The transcript has a single exon. Gene Ontology annotation, molecular function: RNA binding. NCBI's taxonomy places the organism in Eukaryota, Viridiplantae, Streptophyta, Magnoliopsida, Gentianales, Rubiaceae.